GAGUGAUUCAAAAAGAAUAUUCCAGAAAUAAUAUUGUUUCCAGAUUCUUUAAUAGCUUCUAUUUAUCAGAUGAAUGGCACUUUUUUUUCUAGCACAGCUCGACCUUCACCUACAGAGGUACUAUGCUUAUAUACUAUUCUAGCAACAAUGGGAUUGAUAGUAUCAAUAUAAUGUUAUCGGUAAACAUUUGAUAGAUUAAGACAUUUUUCAGAAUAAUAGGACAAACUUGCAAGAUAUAUAUUGAUAUUAUUGGAACAAAUGAUAUUGAUAAAUGAGCUGAAGCUGAAGCGAAAUGAAAACUUUAAUGAUUCUUCUGUUGACAAGUUAUGUCAUUGCAAAACAUGAGAUCAAAAAUGAGCAACGAUCUAGUAUAGACGAUCUUGUCAAAAGAAUCAAAGACGCUAUACCAGAACCCAUAGAACUGGAGAAAAUCGACUUGAUGGUACCUAAAAAUAUUAGCUUAAUUUCGGGGUCAUUCAAUGUAACCAACUUCACUGCUUCAGGAUUGAAAGCAUUCACGUUUGAACGUCAUCCUGCCUUCCUCCCUAUCCCUACUUCUCUAGUGAUAGGCUUAAAGGCAUUAUCUUUGGAUACAAAAUAUGCCAUGGAUCUUCCCCUUUUAAAAAUUCCACUGUUAAGCGUCUUUGGUGAUGGAGCUAUCAGGCUUGUUGUGCCGAAUAUCGAAAUUAAAAUUGCCUUCGAUUUUAUUGGAGCCUUGAGUGGGAAAUAUAUCAAAACGUUCAACUUGGCUACAGAUGAUUUUGGACUUAGUAUCACUGGGGUUUUUGACGACGAUGGCCUCAGCAAACAAAUUGCAGAUAGCAUCGCAAGAACGGUAAAAGAAACAUCUAAGAAGUACAGCAAAGAUAUCUUCAAAGUCAUACGGAAUGUACUCAAUAAGGUUAUACAUAGUGUCAUCCAUAGGAACAAAACUAUAUCAAUAACGGAGGCUGCAGAAAUUUCCUAAGAGAAGAGCUGUUCUCUGAGUAUCUGGAAGCACUAAUUAGAUCACCGCUUUGGAAACCUGAUGACGACAUUCUUUGACAAUUACUAUCAACCUUGAUCACUUAAGAUUUCAUUGAACAAAUAAAGAUUUGUUGUUUUGUUGACUGUGACAAUGAAUUUCACUUGGAGUACCUUUCAUACAUUACAAAACUGUAGUACUUGUAUGAUUCAAACUAAGUUGUGUUAGUUACCUACAUUUUCAAAUGAUGAAAACAUUCAAACUGUAACCAGCUCACCAUAUAACACAUAAGUAAAUAACACAAAAGCUGUUCGCCCUUUAUCAUUUAUCGAUUUGUUAUCAUUCAAGCAUAGCUAUUCCAAGCAAAUGCAAACAAGUACCGCAAUGCUGUCUUAAAAUAGAAAUUAAUGUAAGUUGUGCAUGAGAAGAUAACCUAUACGAAAACCGUGACAGAUCGUUCAAAGGUAAAAUUAAUGAUGAGUUAACUAACAGUACCUGUAUGAAUUCAUAUACAGGGUGACUUCGAAGUUGAGUCAUUUAUUUUAACAGUGAGUAGAUCUGAUCAAAAGAAAUGUUUUUUCCUUU
Acanthoscelides obtectus is the source of this 1549-nucleotide messenger RNA. The record is from the annotation of a GenBank genome assembly. NCBI's taxonomy places the organism in Eukaryota, Metazoa, Arthropoda, Insecta, Coleoptera, Chrysomelidae.